Molecule: messenger RNA, 2509 nt
Organism: Oncorhynchus masou masou (cherry salmon)
Lineage: Eukaryota; Metazoa; Chordata; Actinopteri; Salmoniformes; Salmonidae
Product: coronin-6-like
Exons: 11
Coding region: 184-1596 (470 amino acids)
Biological process (GO): actin filament organization; cell migration
Molecular function (GO): actin filament binding
Source: RefSeq, a predicted model, not a curated record
UUGUACCUCGCGCCCGCCGCCAAGUCCGCACCAAGUGUACAAAACUGGACCACAGAGAACCAGAGAAAACACUCCAAUAAGCACGGCGCGUUACCGAGAACAGAAAACGACCAAGGGAAGGGGGAGUGGAGAAUUCGGAGGGCGAACGACCGGUGGGAAUACCCAACAAAUACCGAGCUGACGAUGAGUCGCAGCAUCGUACGACAGAGUAAGUUCCGGCACGUCUUCGGACAGGCGGGGAAGACGGAGCAGGGCUAUGAUGACAUACGCGUUUCCAAGGUGACGUGGGACAGCUCGUUCUGUGCCGUCAACCCAAAGUUCCUGGCCGUCAUUGUGGAGUCCAGCGGGGGCGGAGCCUUCCUCGUCCUGCCCCUCUCUAAGAUGGGUCGUCUGGAUAAGAACCACCCGUUGGUGACUGGCCAUACUGGGCCUGUCUUGGACAUCGACUGGUGCCCUCACAACGACAACAUCCUGGCAUCCUGCUCAGAGGACACCACAGCCAUGGUGUGGCAGAUCCCUGACCAGAUGGGGACCCGGCCCAUAUCAGAGCCCAUCGUGGUCCUGGAGGGACACUCCAAACGCGUCGGCAUUGUCACCUGGCACCCCACCGCACGCAACAUACUACUCACUGCAGGCAGUGAUAACCUGAUAAUAAUCUGGAACGUGGGAACUGGCGAGGCGCUCAUCUCCAUGGACGACCACCCAGACCUCAUCUACAACGUCAGCUGGAACCGUAACGGCAGCCUGUUCUGCACCACCUGUAAAGACCGACGCCUCCGUGUAUGUGACCCCCGCAAGAGAGAGGUGGUCGCGGAGAGGAUGGCUCCACACGACGGGAUCCGACCGAUGAGGGCCAUCUUUACCAGAGACGGAAACCUGUUCACUACCGGCUUCACCAGGAUGAGUCAGAGAGAGCUGGGCUUGUGGGACCCGACAAGUUUUGAGGAGCCUAUUGCACUGCUGGAGUUGGACACAAGUAACGGUGUGUUGUUACCUUACUACGACCCAGACACCAACAUGGUUUACCUCUGUGGAAAGGGGGACAGUAGUAUCCGGUACUUUGAGAUAACAGAGGAGCCUCCCUAUGUCCACUACCUCAGUACCUUCAGCAGCAAGGAGCCUCAGAGGGGGAUGGGCUUCAUGCCUAAAAGAGGGGUGGACGUCAGCAAGUGUGAGAUCGCCAGGUUAUAUAAGCUUCAUGACAAGAAGUGUGAGCCCAUCGCCAUGACAGUACCUAGAAAGUCAGACCUGUUUCAGGAUGACCUGUAUCCAGACACGGCGGGUUCAGACCCGGCUCUGGAGCCAGAGGAGUGGCUGGAGGGGCGAGACGAGGACCCCACCCUCCAGUCCUUGAGAGAUGGCUACGUUCCCCCUAAGAGCCGCGAGCUCAAAGUGGCCAAGAAGAACGUUCUGGACUCCAGACCCACCACCAGACGCAGCAUGUCCUCCUGCGACGGCUCAGCCAACCUGCCUCCUCAGUUGUUAGAGCGGUUGUUGGAAGAAGUUCAGAAUCUCAAGGCAACAGUUCUGUCUCAGGAGAAGAGAAUCUGUGACCUUGAGAAUAAACUCUCCAAGUACACCAACGGCACAGCCUAACACACACACACACACACACACACAUACACAUACACCACGACAACACUCUGUAACAGCCCACACACACAAUUCCACUAUCCACAUACAUCGCCACACCCCUACACAAUAGCCUUACUGCCUUACAUACACAGCCAGGCCAACAUUCAAUCUAAGCUGUUAGCAACAAGCACACUGCACUUGACUUUUAAAGGUAAUUUACGAUUAAGGUGAAAUCCACGGGUAUAUACCAUGAAUGUGAUCUCCGUGAACAACUGUGAAAUUGUCUUUUGAAAGGUGCAUUGUCGUUUGUGUAGUUCGCAGCUCUGCAACCUGCCUUUGAAUAAAUUCCACGCUAGCAACCCCAAUAACUCCUAACUUCAAACACAUAUAACCCCCACCCCCCUACACACACACACACACACACACACACACACACACACACACACACACACACACACACACACACACACACACACACACUCACAUGCACUCACAGACACACACACAACCCCCUCCCCCCAAACAAAUGCUCAGUACCUAGAGAGAGUGUCAGUUAAAAAAUGAUGUUUGAGUCGGGUUGUGAGAGAGUGAAUUGUUAGUAGGAUUUCUGGAAAACUUUGACAUUUUGUGAAAGUUACUGGAAUUUUGAAAACCUAGUUGAGAGUACAAACAGUAUCAUAGGCUACACACACGCACUGUCCCCAUCCCUCCAUCCAUCACCGACCAACACUCAGUAAUAACCAUCUCUGGAUCUCAGUCAACCUUCUCAAAAUGUAAAUAGUGCGAUAAAGCGAAAAAGUGUGGGGGGGGGGGUUUUAAAAAUACCCACAUUUGUGAAAAAAAAUCUAAUCUAAGAAGACUUUAGUGUGUUCUGUAAAGGAUUAUAGAUGAGACACAUGAUGACAUCAAUUAAAACAAUCUUUUUUUUUAACGG